Molecule: messenger RNA, 1008 nt
Organism: Adineta ricciae
Lineage: Eukaryota; Metazoa; Rotifera; Eurotatoria; Adinetida; Adinetidae
Source: the annotation of a GenBank genome assembly
AUGCACAAGAUCACAGUCGUCAACCAAGACGUUGUCGAAACUCAGAAUUUUGACUCCGCAGAUUUCGAAUCCACAGAACAUGCAACUGGCAAACAACAAAACAUAUCGCAUGGAUGCUGUCCAAAACGAAAGCGAAAGGUUAUAUGUGUAACACUACUGAUUGCCAUUGUCUCCGUGAUCGUUAUUUGCAUUUUAAUACCGACAGUAAUUCUGAACAGAAACGAAACUAGGUCAAUCACGACAGAAACAGCAGCAACAGCAGCGACAACGGAGACCACAACAGGGACAGCGACAACAACGGAGACCACAGCAGGGACAGCGACAACAACGGGGACCACAACAGGGACAGCGACAACAACGGGGACCACAACAGGGACAGCGACAACAACGGGGACCACAACAGGGACAGCGACAACAACUGGGAUCGCACCAGGGGCAGCAACAACAGUUACGCCAGAUCCAAUAUCAAUGGCUGCUGUUGACAGACAAGUCUAUGGUGUGUGUAAUACACCUGCAGGUGCAGAUAGCGUCGCAGCAAGUGCUGGUGAGUGGCAGUGUCACUAUAUGGUAAGAGAGUCUCCAGACAAAGCAUGUGAUGGUAAUGUAUCGACGAAGUAUCUCAGCUUUGGAGCGUGCUAUAAUGGAGGCAAGGGUCCUACUUGUGGGAUGGGUACGGGUUUUUAUCUUGAAUUAAGCCGUGGUCCAACAUUAGUAAAUGGAAUGAAAGUUUGCACAGCUAAUGAUUUCGAUCAGCGCGAUCCAAUUCAUGUAUCAUUAGAAGGAAGUAAUUUGCCAGGAAGAGAUCUUUCUCUCGGCAGUAGCUGGACUCUUCUGUACGAUGGCUCCAGUGGACUUGAGACAGAUCCUGGUCGAAAAGAAUGCGGACCACUGCAACUUUUUAAUAACACUAAAGAAUACAGAAGUUAUCGAUUUCUAGUGUCUGCCAAACGAAACAUAUCAUACUCUGUUCAGUAUUCUGAAGUGCAAUUAUACAGUCUGCGAUCGUAA